Molecule: messenger RNA, 934 nt
Organism: Exserohilum turcica Et28A
Lineage: Eukaryota; Fungi; Ascomycota; Dothideomycetes; Pleosporales; Pleosporaceae
Exons: 2
Coding region: 75-692 (205 amino acids)
Source: RefSeq, a predicted model, not a curated record
AAAGUCCACUGUCGUUAUAAUCGAGCCCUUUUUUGAUUUACCCGUCUCCACGCUAGAUCCAAACAGCUGCAAAAAUGAAGACCUUCACCAUCGCUUCCAUUGUCGCCUUGGCCUCUGUUGCCAGCGCACAGCUCGACAACAUCCCCCAGUGCGCUCUGACCUGCUUCAUUGGCCCUCUUGCCGGCGACGGUUGCAAGGACAUUAGCGACUUUGCAUGCCACUGCAAAAAGGGCGAUCAGCUCCUCUCCCAGGUCCAGCCCUGUGCCCAAGGUGCCUGCUCGGCCGCCGACCAGCAAAAGGCCAUUGCCGCCGUCGAGGCAACCUGCAAAUCCGUCGGUGUUCCCAUCACCAUCCCCGGCGCCAGCGCCGCUCCCUCUGGCGACAAUGCCCCUAAGAGCUCCAUUCCCGCCGCCUCGGCCGCUUCCUCUGCUUCUCCCUCUGCCUCUGCCUCUCCUUCUCCUUCUCCAUCCCCAUCUGCCUCUCCUUCUGGCACCUCCGGCGGCAUCAUGUCCAUCGUCACCCACUCUUCCAUGGACAGCAAGGUCCCAAGCAUGACUCCCACCCCCACCACCACUCCCUCCCGCUCGCCCGCCGCCAGCUCCAGCGCCUCCCAGUUCACUGGCGCCGCUGUCCAGGCCACUCACGCCGCCGGCAUCAUUGGUGCUGCCGCCCUCGCCAUGCUCGCCCUAUAAACACAGUACCCCCCAGUUUUACUCUUCUAUCACCGACACUAGAAAUGUUAAUCGCGGGCUCGACAUAGCCAUGGGGCUAUGCAUAAUGAAACACUGGUCAUGUGGGAAUAAUGACUGCGACGAGGAAAGGAUGGAUUUUGCCGCUCUGUUUGUUUGUUUUGUUGUGUAUACCACUGUCACUGAACAGAGAGAGAGAGAGAGAGAAAGAAAAGUGAAUAAUUAAAUAUACAGAAUUAAUACCC